UGUAAGCAGUUUAAAUGUCAGUCCCUGCACUGCCAAACCACAUUUUAUGUUUGAAUAGCUCUCACCCACUCACUCUGCUGCUUCGCUGGCAAAUAGCUUCACUUUGCCGUGCCUAUUUUGGGAGCACGAGGCGUAUCAAGAAAUGGGUUCUUAAACAGAAACAAAAAGAAACAAAGCGAGAAGUUUUCCCCGCGGCCGUGCAGUGCCCUGUAGGAUUAUCUCAGGUUUCUAGUUUCCUAGGAACGUAGUAACUUCCCCGUGGCUUGUUUUGUGGGCGGUGUUUUUGAAUAUAUGCUAAUUCAGCUUUCCUGACAGGGAACGCGCCGUGCCUGGGCUACGCUUCUCUCCUGACAGCAAACGGUGGCGAGAGGCGACUGCAGGGUCAGGCCGUGUGCUCGCUUGCGUGACAGGAGCCCUCGCCGGCCGCCUUUGUCACCGACAUGUGCCUAUGACCAUGGAGAUGAAGGACUCAGGCAGCGUGGUCCUGACAGCCUACCACCCCCACAGCCCCGCCAGGAUCCCUGGCAUGCAGAGCUUCGUGCAGGACGUCCCCUCCAGCCACUCGCCCAGCAGCAGAAAAUCUCUUCCUCGCUGCCGAAGAAUUAACAGGAUGCUUUCCAAUGAGUCCACGCCUCCUCCUGCAUUCAGUCGCUCCAACUCUCAGGCCUCCAUGGACAGCACCUCCAUGGAGGACUUCUGGUGUGAAGUGGAGAGCAUCAAAGAGAGCAGUGAAGAUGGGCCUGAAGAAGCAACGCUUUUGGAAUUCAAACCUGCUGAUGAAGGGGAGCUGGAGGCCGAGUGGCUGCAGGAUGUAGGUUUAUCUACACUGAUCUCGGGAGCUGAAGAGGAGGAUGGCCAAGCCCUGCUGUCUACUCUGACCCGAACACAAGCUGCCGCCGUACAGAAGAGGUACAACACCUACACGCAGACCCUGAGGAAGAAGAACAAGCACACAGUCCGUGACGUGCGAGACAUCUUUGGCACCAAUGACUCUUCUCCCACAUUUGAGACAGUUCCAGUGUCACCAGUUCCUUCUAAUGGUAUCCAGCUUCCUGGGCAGAAGCCAGUUUGGAAAUCAGUUAGCUCUAAUAGCUGUCUAGACUGUGGACUAGAUAAAGGCAGCCCGUCCGUAACAGAAGAGCUCUCCUAUGAGGUCUCUUUCUCAGAAUCCAUUACAGUCCUUCCAAAAAGCCGAGAGUGGACGAAAAACCAGAGGUUCAAAAAGGAAGACUCUGCUUUGCCUAAAUUCAUUGUUCGGAAAAGCCGGUUUGGACUGACAGAGGUUGGAGACCUCUCUCCUGAAGACAUGAAGAAGAUCCGCUACCUCUCCCUGAUUGAGCUAACAGCCUUCUAUGAUGCCCUGGGAGUGGAGCUGAAGAGGAACCGCACAGAGAGGGUGCGGGGACGAGAAAAUGGUCUUUUUGGAGUCCCUCUCACACUGCUGCUGGAGAAUGAUCAAAAGAAGGUUCCUGGAGUAAAAGUUCCCCUCAUCUUCCAAAAACUGCUGCUCAAGCUUGAGGAAACUGGUUUAGAAACUGAAGGAAUUCUUCGAGUGCCCGGAUCUGCCUCCAGGGUUAAGAAUCUUCAUCAAGAACUGGAGGCAAAAUUUUAUGAAGACACUUUUGACUGGGACCAAGUACGAAACAAUGAUGCAGCAGGACUGCUGAAAAUGUUUAUAAGAGAACUCCCAAGCCCGCUCUUCACGGUGGAAUAUCUGCCUGCUUUCAUCACUUUAGUGGAAAAAAUCUCCAAGAUCAAGUUACAGCUCCAAGCUUUGCAUCUGUUGAUCAUGCUGCUGCCUGAAACCAACAGGGACACAGCCAAGGCCUUUCUUCAGUUCCUGAAGAAGGUGGUUGCUAAUGAAGGAAAGAAUAAAAUGAAUUUGUGGAAUGUUUCUAUGAUAGUUGCACCAAACCUCUUCAUCUACAAAGGGAAACGUGCAAACCAACAAGAAAUGCAAGCAGCUGCCACCACAGCGCAUAUUGUGCGGCUUUUAAUUCGGUACCAGGACAUCCUGUGGACAGUCCCAUCCUUCCUGAUUUCCCAAGUGAGAAAAAUGAAUGAGGCAGCAAUAAACAACAGCAAGAGGCAGCUGAUGUUUGACAAAGGAGUGAGAAAACUUCUGAGGAGAAAGACCAUGGAGCGGGAGAGACCUGAAAGACCAGAGGGAGCUGUCACUUUUCCCCCAUACCUGCAGUCUGACAUACCCGAGGGGGUGAUAAGAGUUUAUGCACCACUGCAUUCAAAAGUCUCUAUGGCAAUUCAACUCAACAGCCAAACAAAAGCCAAAGACAUCCUGGCUCGAUUCCAUUGUGAAAACAGCCAUGGAUCUUCACAGAACAUGAGAGGCCAGAUCCAAAGUUUACAUGAAGUUGGAGGAAACAUAGGUCAGCACUGUUUGGAUCCGGACGCAUACAUGUUAGAUGUUUACCGUGCAAAUCCUCAGGCGGAAUGGGUGAUAAAACCAAAAGCAAGCUGAAGCCCAAAGCUGCAGUGUACUGGACAAAGGCCAAAUGGACAACUGUGAUGCCUGUCAUUUUCAGAAGCUCUUGCCUCUUGCCAGAGAUGAAAACAAAAUGGUAGCUUUCUACAGGGUAUUAUUCCUUCCUACCAUACUGUCCAACUGAUGUUGAUCAUAUACUACUUUCGGUAUAAGAAUUGUCACUCCAGUUUGUGGCCAAUUUGACAUUAACACAUCAGUUAAGCUUUCAUAUGGAUUGUGCUUGUGCCAGUUGGCCCAGGAGCUGAGGUGGACAGAUCAAGGUACGGAAGCACUGAAAACAACCUGUCGCAUAUGGAGUUGUUCGUUUCCUGACUUGGCAAUAGAACAAGGAUCUUUGGAAAGAAAGCAUCCAGUGGCAUCUGAGGAUGCAUGAAACACUACCGACCACAGCAUAACACAGAAGCAUCACAUUCAAGAAGAAGGACUCUGUCAAGCAUGGAACAGAGAAGCUUGACCAGCAGCAGUGCCAAGACAUAGCUGCGUGAUAAAAUCAAACCUUUCUGCUGAAAGUAAACCUGUGCAGUGUGCAUUACUGCAAUAUUUACAUCUCUCAAUCACUCCUCAUGAGUACAUGGUGCUGGGGGAGGGAGGGAAGGAAGCAAGGGGGAGAACUACUGUGUAGACAGCUAUACUGCUUUACGUAUGUACCACUGUAUAUAUUACUAUCAGUCUUCUGAAAUCGUCUGUCUGGAUGUCAUUACUGCGUGCAUUUGUAGCGCCACAAAACAUUUUCUCCGUCCUUCCUCUGUCAGACACACAAGCUUCAGGAGAUGAAUACUAAGUGAGAAGGGGCACAUCCCCUGGCUCCAUCUUUUACUUGAUACACUCAGAUUAAAGUCUGUGUAAUGCCACACUAUGAGUUAUGGGUUAAUGGUGCCACUUACUGACGCCAUCUUUUUCGUUAAACAUCAUAGUUUCUUAAUUUGUAAUCUAAUUAUGUUUCUUUUGUUUAUUUUAGCUUCGAUGUGUAAGCAAUUUUUAUACUAUUCAGCUGCAUUGAGAAGAAGAAUCUUUUUCCAGACCUUGUGUAACACAGCAUGGAGAAGAAAAAGAGCUUCCAAUGAGCAGAGGGAUUUAAGACUUAUUUAACAUUUGCAUACUAAGCCCUCAAGACCACAGCCAGACUAGGCCCAGUUAUGCUAGGGUUUUUACAAAUACAUAGCAAACUGCAGCUACUUUUACAGGUUGCAUGCAGUCUAUGAAAAUACAUAGGAUGACAAGAGAACAGGGGCUGCAACUGCCUUGAAAGUUCAGCACAGCAAAUAUAAGACAGGAUGGUUGGCAGCCAGUCACAAGGGUGAGCAUCCUUCCUCACCUAAUCAUCUGGCUCUGGGCUACACUUUAUAUAAUCAAAGCAUGUUUGUCAAGUAGGAAAAUCACAAGGCUCCGUAAAAGAGAAAGUAUUUUUUCAUCUUUGUCUUAGAAAGAAAGUGGGAACUAACACCUUCAACCAACACCUUCAGGGACACCGCAAUGUCCCCGUCAUCACAUUAAUUAACAUAUUGCACAAUGAGUUCACCCACAGUGUGAUCAGUAGGUCUUGUUCAUCAUCUGGACACACAGAUGAGACAGAAGCUGGUGCUCCAGUUACCAGGUACCAAUGUAAAAGCUUUCUGAAACAGGUUUUCCAGGUGAACAUAAAGUACAUUGUCCUACAGAGAAAGCCUGCAACUUGUGAUGAUCUGCUGAAGCUCUGUGAUGAUGAUUUUCACACUUAAGAAAUCCUACUUCUGGUUCAAAGUUAAUUGUGUCCUCCCAUAGUUAACUUUCUUUGUCAGUGUUCAGUGGAAGAAGUCAACAACUAAUCUGUAAUUUUACCAGCAACAAUAAUGUCUACAGAGGGCAGAUCCUGCCUUUCUGUUUUUCUUUCUUGAGAUUAAAAAUGAUAAAAUUUAGCAACAUUAUUUUUUGUUUACUUUAAAACACAGUGUAAUUUUUAUAUUUCUAAUUUUUGUUUUUCAUAACACUAAUGGGUGCAUAGUUGCAGCCAGGCUUAGACCAGGACCAUUGUAUUAUAACAUGCACUGCUUAUUUUGACAACUAUUUAUUUUAAAUAUAUGAGAGAGAGGAGAUCUGUGGUUUGCUUGUAGAACUCAGCAUUAAUGCUUUGUCAUGUGCUUUGUUCUUGAUUUCCUUUAGUUCCCUCUGUGGCCAUGGAGAAUUCCUUCUGCUAUGCUGCCCUCCUUUUUUAGCUGUAAAACAGGACUAGUACUUUCCUUGUAAAGGUAAUGUGAGAAUUAGUUGGAGUUAAAUGCUGCUCUCAGCCGAACUCCAUGAGCAGAGCAGGAGUUAUAAACAUCCAUUUAGGAAGGACAAACUCAGCAAAGGGAUUUUAUGUGGAAAGUGCUUUGAAUACAAAAUGCAUAAUAGAAAUGCUAAGCAUCAUUGUAUUUAUAGCCAACGAAAGAGCUUUUAUGACUAUACAGAAAGCCUGAACAUUAACUAGAGAAUUUGAAAUGUCAUAGCAAACAAGAUAACUCUUUCUACAGUACUUUCAAACACAUUGACUUUCACCGUCUUGCCCACUCCCUUCAGCCUGUAUUCUCAAUAGCUAUGCAAGGGAAAGAAAGGUACAGAGCACCUAUGUUCAGGCUGUAACUUACUCAGCAACUUACUUCUGGACCCUGAAUUGAGGACUCCAUCAAAGUGGUUUCCCAAAUCUCAUUGUACUCUGCAUGGGAUAGAAAGGGUUAUUAAAAGACUUUCACCUUUUACCACUUUGCAACUUAGAAAAGCCAAAUCUGAUGUAAUGAAAUCCAUUCUGCAAACAGUUGUUUCACACUAAAGUUGCCUAUAACUUUAUAAGACAUGCAUGUUAGCAGAUGAACUAGAUUCUACAUACAGUGCCCAGACUACUACAAUGUGGCCAAAUACCUGCUGUCUCUGAAACAGAAUGGUUUUGUUUUUUUUUUAAUACAAAUGGACCUAAUGACCUAUGUGUACUGUGGUUAAUACUGUUACACAUUAAGUUGUUUUGUGUUGUUGUGGUACACUAACUUGAAUUAAUAUGCAGCAGACAAAGUGAACAAUCUCACCAAUAUUUUUAAAUGUGAGGUUUAAACUUGAGGCAUUAGAUUUCAAAAUGCUAGCAGAGGUAUCUGGAAUUUUGCUCCUCUUUACAGCAGUUGAAGUCAAAACAAAGUAUGUUGAAAGCAAUUAAUAAGAAAGUGGUGGCAAGAAGGGAGAGACUUGUUCAAAAAACUCCAAAGAUGCCUGAAGCAUUUAUAUACUCCAAUUUAUAUAUUCUAUGGUUCUACAAAGACAUUUUGCAUAUCAACACAUACAGAGAGAGUAUUGCAAGAAAUAGGUAUCAGAAACAGAGUAGAAUGUUCUAACCUGUUUAUUCAGCUAAUGUGUGCGUGUGUGCAAAUGUGUCUAUGUCUAUAUAUAAUAAAAACUACCUCACUCUCCAUUUUCCAGGAAAAACAUUUUGGCUUAGAAGUUUAAUAUUCCAAAGCUUUCUAUUAUUAAUUUCACCUCUCCAUUAUUCUUUUACAUAGAUAAAAUGCUCCCCCUUAUAAGGGGCAAUAUUUUGAAAUUAUCUAAAAAUAUACGUUAAAAGACAUAUUUGAGGAUAUGGAUUAAACUUCAUCCAAACCAUGUUGCCUCAAUUACUGCUUGUAAUGUGAACCUUAUUUGAUCACAUCCUGGGGUUAACAGGCAACAAAUACAAACACACUGUUUCAGUUUUUAUUUUGAAUUGCGUUCCAGUAAUGUGUAUCUUCUCUGGAAAAUAAUACAAUGCCACUAAUCAAAGCAAAAUGUUUGCAUGUAUGUUUCCCUUAAACUCCUCAUUAUAAUGUUAAGUGUUUUGUUGAAGUAAGCCCACAUAUUAGUGUAUUUGUACAGCAGAUUGUGUCCAUUGUAUUGUAUUCAUGUCAAAAAUAAAAGCAAUAAC
Molecule: messenger RNA, 6401 nt
Organism: Cygnus olor (mute swan)
Lineage: Eukaryota; Metazoa; Chordata; Aves; Anseriformes; Anatidae
Gene: ARHGAP28
Product: Rho GTPase activating protein 28
Biological process (GO): regulation of actin filament polymerization; regulation of small GTPase mediated signal transduction; signal transduction
Cellular component (GO): cytoplasm
Molecular function (GO): GTPase activator activity
Source: RefSeq, a predicted model, not a curated record